AUGGCUCCGUACAACAAACGGAUGGCGCAUUAUCUAGCCCGCCUUAACAGCUUCAACCAUGUCAAGCAAUGGCAGUUCACCACUCAAACGAAAGAAGAGAUGGCUGCAUCUGGAUUCUCCUAUACGUGGUCGAACCUUAUACACUGCUAUCAGUGCGGACUUGGAUUGAGGGAUUUACUGCCGUACGAAAACGUAGAUGUGCACCAUGCUCGCUACCGCCCUCGGUGUCCAGUCAUUGUGAGUCGAAUCGGUUUGGAUGCUAUCGACCAGAUCCGCCAGCUCCAGGAAAGCGCUUACGCAUCAAGCUACCGCGUUCGGGAUCUGUGGGACCGGGAAGGACCCAGCAAUGGUAAUAUAUGUUUCUGUUGCGACGACGACGCUUUACGACCCCCUAAAGUUAUGAAGACACCGGAAGAGCGCUUGUCUUCAUAUCCAACAGAGUGGAAAUCCCAUAUUGUCCACCCAGUGCGACUGGCUGCAGCAGGAUUUCAAUGGAACGGAGGGGACACGGCUGGGUGUGUUUACUGCGGACUGAUAGUAAGCAGCUGGAAAAAGGCGACGAUCCCGAAGAAGUUCACCGUACUCUAA
This is a messenger RNA of Paramacrobiotus metropolitanus, 588 nucleotides long. Its product is annotated as baculoviral IAP repeat-containing protein 3-like. Gene Ontology annotation, cellular component: cytoplasm; nucleus. The transcript has a single exon. Gene Ontology annotation, molecular function: cysteine-type endopeptidase inhibitor activity involved in apoptotic process; ubiquitin protein ligase activity. The record is from RefSeq and is a predicted model, not a curated record. Gene Ontology annotation, biological process: positive regulation of protein ubiquitination; regulation of cell cycle; negative regulation of apoptotic process. The coding region runs from base 1 to 588 and encodes 195 amino acids. NCBI's taxonomy places the organism in Eukaryota, Metazoa, Tardigrada, Eutardigrada, Parachela, Macrobiotidae.